AUGGAAGAUCUCCUCGAGCCCGCUUUUGCUGAGAUUGACACAGACAGCUUUGAGGUGCUGAGUGCGCACCCAUUCUGCCGUGGCUUACGUAAAGAGGUCGUGCUGGGAAUAUCCCGUGCAUCCAAGCGAUGGGUGUUUACAACAGUGGGCCGUGUAAUCUUGAACGAGGGUUCGCUAUCAACUGAGCUCUCUAACCUGUGGAUAUUGACGCGUGGAGCUGUUGAAGUCAUUGAGAGUGGGCAGACGCUGUGCACAUUGGAGAAUGGCAGCGUUUUUGGCGAUUCUGUAGCUUUCAGUCGAUGUGACCGUCAGCCCUUCACCAUCAAAGUCUUGCAAGUUCCGGUUAUUGCAUGGUGCUUGCCUUCCGCAGAUCUUCGGCAGACAAUUAAGCUACAUGCCUCUGCAGGGCCUUUGAUGGAUGAGUUCGUUGACCAGCAGGAGAGGCGAAUUCUUUGGCCGCGGGUGUCAAAACUGCUGCUACUCUCCCAUUGCGGCCCAAAUUUCGCCAAGCAGCUGCUCAAGAAGGUAUCUAUUCGACAUGUCAGAGCCCAUAAUCUGGUUUGGUCUCCAGCCACUUCCAGGCAGUACCUGCAAGUUGUGCUUGUGGGAACUCUUCUGGUGGAGAAAGUCAGCACGGAUGCCUUCCAGCUCCAUGAUGAGGUGCCCGGAAGCCCCAGCAUACUUCGAUCAGGGACCCAAUCUAGGAUGUUCGAAAGGAGGAAAACCACGCAUGUGACCAUUGGCAGCACUGAAUUCUCGGACGAGGCUGAAACCAGCCGAUCCCAGAAGCGCCUGAGCGGCCCUGUCAGCCCAAUGUCCCCAACAACGCUACAGCAGUUGAAAUCCUUUGCCGCAACGAAGUCCAUGUCCGGUUUCGAAUAUCCUGUGCUGGAUGAGGACAGCAGCAACAGCAGCAGCAGCUCCGUGACGGACGAAGAGAAUGAAGAGAACUCCGACCUGUCCAGCGGAAGCUCCAGCACAGAAUCCAGUUCGGAAAGCUCCGAAGUGGAGGAACUCUACGAUUUGCCGGAGACCCUUUCAGUUCUCGAGCCGACGACAGGUACAGUUCAAGCAAAGGCGGGGCCCUACUGCCUAGUCUUCAACGAGCCAGCGGUCUUAAACUAUACUGAAAGCGAGGCUAUGCUCUACCGGCAAGCUGUGGCAUUGACCGAUUGCAUUUUCCUCUUGCUCAAGGUCGAUGACUUCCGGGAAGCUGUCGAGCGGGCCCCCCGCGAGAAGAAGCGCUUCGACUUGUUGGCAAAUGCAGAGUAUCGCGAGUGGCAGAGGUGCGGCAUUCACAGGCUUCGUAGCCUUGAGAUUUUCGCCAAGUGCUCCAAGCAGUUUCUGUCUGACCUUGCACAAACAGUGGAGUCUGCCUUGUGCUUUCAUGGCAACGACAUCAUUGCUGCAGAUGAGGAUGCUACGAACGGCCUGGUCUUGUUCAUGCAGGGCCAUGCCCAAAAUGAGAAGCGACACAAGGUUCAAGCUCCAGAAGUUUUGAGCAGCAUGAAUUGGCUUGGAGAUCGUCACGCAGCGGAGCCUCCUCGGCGAGUGAAGGCAAAGGAAGUUUGCCAGAUUCUCCGUAUCUCGCAAUCGAAGUUGCUCAGCCUUCUCAGCCGACAUCCGCACGAGACGGCGGUGAUUGUGAACGAGGCCAACCGGAUCAAUUCCAGAAAGCACGGUGGCUACGGCGGGCGUGCGGCGGCUUUUCAGCGAACUUUGCGGGACGGAGCAAAUGGAGCUCAGGGGGGUGGCCUUUUUUGGUACUGCCCUUUCUGCGAUGGUUUGGGGGAGGAUUUCCUUCAAGAGCUCAUCACCCACAUGGAGUGCUUCAAGCUGAUCCCGGGACAGCAUCUUUUUCGGAACUUGGACGGCGCCAAUGCAGACUUCCUUGUCGUGCUGACGCGUGGCCGGCUGAUGGCUUCGGAUGAUGAUCUGGACGCACCCCUCAUCAUCUGCGGUUUCGACCGAUCGGGCUACAUCGAUACGGUGGCAGAGGAACUCAGUGAGGUUUUUUGCGUGAACUUCGAGCAGAUCAAGUCUUUGUUGGCAGUGAGCCCCGAGAGCACACGAGCAUUCUUGAUACGUGUGGCAUUAUUUCAGGAGCGUCUGGAAAAGAGACAGGGGUUGAGCUGGUGGAGUUCCUUGAAUGUGCUACGUCGACACGAGCCUUUCGCUGCAUGCACUGAGGCCUUCAUUGAGGCCUGUGCGCCUUUCAUGCAGGUUAGGUUUUGCCUCCCCGGUGAAGCCAUCGUGGAGGAAGGAAACCAUGUGGAACAUGCGCUUAUCAUCGAAAGUGGAGUUGCCAAGGUGCAUCGUCAGACCAAGCCGGCUUUGAGAGGUUGCCCAGAUAGAACCGGUGAGGUCAGAGACAGCUACUUGGUUGGAGGCAUCAGUGGCGCAUACGGUUUUGCAGGGAUGCAGCGCCGUUUGGCAACCAUCAAAGCAGUGACGCUUUGCAAGCUCAUCGAGAUCCCCAUCGCGGCGAUCUUAACCCUGCUAGACCAGCAUCCCGAUGCCAGACAACGUUUUCGCGAAAUCGCUGAAAGGCGGUUUAAAGAACUUGCCCCGGAGCCAUUGGAGGAGCAUCCCUUCUUCAAGAACUUCUCGAAGUCCUUCCUGAAUACAUUGCGCACGAAAUGCAAUGCUCAGGUCUUCUUCGUAGGGGAAACGAUCAUUCGCCAAGGAGACCCUGCAGACAGCAUGAUCAUCAUAAGCUCAGCUUCCGUUGUGACCCUCUAUGUGGAUGGAAGAAAGUUGAAAGAUCUUGCUGGAGGUUGCACGUUGGGCGUGCCAUCUAUCCUGUCGCCAGCAGCUGUCAAGCGAUUCGCCACCAUAGAGGCUCAGACUGCCUGCACGGUGCAGAAGCUCACAAGGAAGGACUGGCUCGAUGUUCUUAAGAACCACGCGGAGCACAGACUGUGGAUACAAAGCUUUACCGAAGAGCAACUUGCCCUUGCAAACCAGCAAGCUUUGGAAACCACUAGGCGCUACCGGUGGCGGAAGAUCAAAGAGAGGGAGACAGCGGCUGUACAGACGCAUUGCAGACGUGCCAAGGGCCAAAUGCAAAAGGGACCAAAGCAAGCGAGUGUGAAGCAGGCAUUGGCGGAAGCAAAAGAUGUUCCACUUAUUGGAAUUUCUGACAGCUACGAGAGCUACGAGCAUUGGGAUUGCUUCAAUGGUCGGAAGGCAACAGUUCCACAUGUGAGGCUUCCCCAGCUGUCGCUACGACCUCAAAAAAUCGAAGUGGUUGAGCACUCGGAGGAAGAGGACGUCCUUGACGAAGCUACGCGCUCCUCGACUGCUCGUCGAGGAAGUGAUUUCGGCGGAAUGGCCAUGCGCAAGAUGACCAUAAAAUCGUCGAACUCCUCUCGCCUCAGCGUGCUGGGCGAGCUCCCGCACAUGGUCGACAAGCCAAUGUCGCACGAGAGUUGGCUGGAUUGUCAAGAUGCCUUUGGACUGUUGUACACAGCUCUGGGCGACUAG
Molecule: messenger RNA, 3486 nt
Organism: Symbiodinium sp. CCMP2456
Lineage: Eukaryota; Dinophyceae; Suessiales; Symbiodiniaceae
Source: the annotation of a GenBank genome assembly